AUGUAUGUGAAAUGGUUUGAUACAGUAAUGUUAUACUAUGUGAUUUUAGUGAUUUUUGUGAAUGUCACUUUUUGUCAUUUUCAAAUUUCUUCCCGCCGUUCCGUCCCCCGUACGUUCCAUCGCUCGCAGGGGACGGAACCCAGAUGACAGAUGCCGGCAUCCGCCGGAUUACAUUGCCUGGGGACAUUGCAGGAGUGACAUCGUGGGAGCACAGGACAAGGUAUGUGAUCAAGGGAUCAUGGAGCAGCGCCGCAUGGUAAGCCUGAGUGUAGCUCGGGGUUACCGCUUGUGCUACACUUCGGAAUACCGCCAGGGAGGCUAC
Molecule: messenger RNA, 322 nt
Organism: Staurois parvus
Lineage: Eukaryota; Metazoa; Chordata; Amphibia; Anura; Ranidae
Source: the annotation of a GenBank genome assembly